Molecule: messenger RNA, 1341 nt
Organism: Histoplasma mississippiense
Lineage: Eukaryota; Fungi; Ascomycota; Eurotiomycetes; Onygenales; Ajellomycetaceae
Exons: 1
Coding region: 1-1341 (446 amino acids)
Source: RefSeq, a predicted model, not a curated record
AUGGCAUAUAUACAUGUUGCGACGCAACUUCGACUCGCUGUUGGCAGGGCUGUUUCCUUUGGAGAUCCCAAGUUCCUCCGAUCGUUAUUGCUCAUGAUAUUUGGGAGCCUGACUGAACUUCGAAAUGCUUGUUCUCACUUGGGUAUUAACUUGCAUUCUGAACAACAAAGCUCUUCCGGGAAAAAGAGUCAAGCCUCUACUUCGAUGGCAAAGAAAGGGCAACCCGUUAAUACAGGCGAGUCGGCCGUAACGCCUACCGCGGAGAAAACUCCACCAACAAGGCGAUUACGCAGUGAUACUACGAUUGUGCAUCCUAUAGCCGUUCCCAACUCAAACAAUGUGAUUUACCAGCAGCCAAAUUCAAACAUAACGCCUGUUCAAUUCAACGCUCCCUACACACUGCCAUCCGUGCCGAUGUCACCCCAGAACUAUGACUGCCGAAGCCGAUCGAGCAGCAGAUCCAAUACCCGAUUAACUUCGGGUUCGCCGUCAUUAGCCAACACCCCACGGUCCGGCGAAACGUUCGGCACAACCAAUACCUUAGCUUCUAGUCGUACCAACAUAUAUGCGGCUUUAGAUGAAGUUGAGGUGGAGCGAAUAUUUGAGAAGAUAUUCUUCCAGCUCACAUCUGCAUAUACAGCGGCGCUACAUGCACUACCCUAUGCUGCUCGGCAAUUUACCCAGUACCUUGAAUUAGCUGAAGAGACGAGAGCACCAGAAGAACUACGAAUCCUUUGCCAUAAGCUGAUUCUUCGGUGUCGUGUCUGUCAAGAUGUAUCAGAAUCACUACGUCACCGCCUCUCAAACAUGACAUUAAAAGAGCCUGGCUAUGGGACUAGGAACCAGCGCGAGUUUUGGCAACUUUGCAAAACUUUCAUUCAGGUAUUCGUCGAACUAGUGACAGACAUGCGGGAGGCAAGGAAUUUCAACCUCAUCAAUCCUGAAGUCGUCAUUGUACUUCGCCCUGUGCAGAAAGCAAGCAGAGAAGCCGGUCGGCUGAUUGAUGCUUCUCCUUGGUCUUACCUGGCUGAAUUGAACACUUCCAACCCGACGACAUUUUAUCCACCUCAAACCCAAGCCCAGCAUUUCCCACACUACACCAAUUCUUCAACAUCGACGAUGUUGAGUACGGCCUCGACGUUGACCAAUGGAUCAUCAUCACAAUUCGUACCUCUUCCUGCAACACCAUUAAGCGCUGCGCUUGGUCCAGCAGCUCAAGCAACAGUACCAUCAACACCUGCGAGCGCGUAUAGUGACCGAUUCUUCGCGGGCGAUGUGUUCCAAAGAGCAGACUCUGUCCUCAACACUGCCAACCCGGCACCCAUGUUUGCGCGUCGAUGA